Messenger RNA from Apiotrichum porosum, 720 nucleotides. RefSeq lists its product as uncharacterized. The transcript is spliced from 2 exons. The record is from RefSeq and is a predicted model, not a curated record. Lineage: Eukaryota; Fungi; Basidiomycota; Tremellomycetes; Trichosporonales; Trichosporonaceae. Bases 1 to 720 code for a protein of 239 amino acids.
AUGUACAACAACCAGUACAUCCCACUGCUGUUCGGAUCUAGUACGACCAACCCCAAAGGCUGGUGCUGGCAGAAUGGCGCCAUGAUAGCCUCGUUCCAGGCCAACGUCCAGGCCGCCAUUUCGUCCAAGACCACAACAGCGUACACAAACGGAUCGUGGGCCCUGCAAAUGUGUGCCUACCAGUGCGGUUCCUCGUGUUCAACCGCUGCAUCGUGCGCCAACUACAUUGUCUCCCAGUUCACGACCACGAUCUGGGGCACCGCUGGGGCCAUCACAGCUUGUACCUACCCCUCGGCCAAUUUUGUUCCAACCGACUGUUCCUGCGGCUUCACCUGCAACGCUGGAUACACCAAGUGCGGAACCUCGUACUGCAUCAACCCCGCCACGCAGACAUGUUCAUCUGGUGUUCCCAAACCUCUCAGGAAGCGUGAUCUCCCCUUUGGCGGCCGGUGUUCGCAUGGCAUGACCGAAUGCCCCACUCGCAACGGUGGAUGGGAGUGCCUCGACACCUCGCGCGACCUCGAGGCAUGUGGCGGUUGCCCGUAUACCAGUGAAGGAGUCGACUGCAGCUCGAUUCCAGGCGCCGAUUCAGUGACGUGUGUUGAGGGCAAGUGCAAGGUCCGCUCGUGUGAUCGCAGGCACUACCUCAACGGUACCGAAUGCAUCCUGAGGUUGAACGAGCAGCACCUUUUUGGUCGCCGGACAACGGUCCGUCGGUAG